Cucurbita pepo subsp. pepo (vegetable marrow) is the source of this 1185-nucleotide messenger RNA. The record is from RefSeq and is a predicted model, not a curated record. NCBI's taxonomy places the organism in Eukaryota, Viridiplantae, Streptophyta, Magnoliopsida, Cucurbitales, Cucurbitaceae.
UACUCAUUCACCUGCAAGCAGGGAACUCGCUAAAAAUGUCGAUCCCUUUCAGAAACUUCUUCCCUAGCGAUCGGAAGGAACGCUACUACGUGGAGGAGCGGUCAUCAUACGAAACCUCCCCUGAGAAUCGGAAAGAACGCAACUACGUCCAGGGUCGGCGCUUAUUCGACAACUUACAUGAGGAUCGAAAGGAUCGCUACUACGUCGAGGAUCGGCCUUCUUACGAUCAUAUCCGUGAGAAAGACGCCGUGGCCGAUCCCUUCCGUACUACCAUGGCCUCAAAUUCCUCGGCCGUCAACGCUCAGAUCGACUGGAAGGAGACUGCAGAUGCGCACGUGUUGAGGUUAGAGCUUCCCGGAGUGAAGAAGCAGGCAGUUAAACUGGAGAUUGAGGAGAGUGGAGCUAUCUGCAUCAGCGUCGAAAUUAGGGCUGAGAAAGAAGAGACAACCGAUAUUUGGCGCCGUGUUGAACGAAGCAGUGGAAAGUUCUACCGGCGUAUCGUCCUGCCGGACGGCGCUGAUGUGGAUAAGGUGAAGGCGGAAAUGUAUAACGGAGUACUAACUGUGACCGUGCCUAAAUACCAGUUCAAGAAGCCCAUGGCCAGAAUGGUCCAGAUUUCUGGCCAUUAAAACCCCCCCGAACUUCGGUCCUGCAUGGCAACAGGAGGAGAUGAAGCAUAUUAAAAUAAAAAAAAUAAAAAAUAAAUGAUAUCGGUUUAAAUUACUACCAUGUCCUUCUUGUUUCCUACAAACGGCGUUUUAAAUUCCAUUACUCGUACAGACGGCGUUUUAAAUUCCAUUAGCACUCCCACACGCAUUACGUCAGUGAACCACACGCGCUUGUAAAGCGUGAGUGAGGAAGUCAGGAAGAAAAGAAAAUUUCUUCCUUCUGUGUUUGAAACCCCCCCGCCCAUCGUUUCUCCACCGAUGGGUAUGAAAAGGACGUGUGACCCUAACACCGCCACGGGCGCCGGAAAGACGGUUGUGUCACCGGGUGGGACUAAAUGGGGUAAGGUGCGCGUAAAUGGGAAACAUCCAUAGUGCGCGCCAUGUGAGGGUUGUUAUUAAGUGAGAGAUGAUAGUUGAUAUCACUCCCCCAGAUUAACGCCAUCCGCCACUAGGCCCCCACUAUCUCAUUUUCCUCCUAUUCAUAAAUAAAAUCUCCGUGCUUCCUUGGUAAGGCUUA